AUCCACUUUCGCAUAUCAUUUCUCCUGCACUGUGCAGCUACAAUGCUCGACUCCUACUCCCCAGAUAACCGCCUAGGCAUCGGUGACUAGCCCGCAAACCUCCAGACCGGCGACCUUCCUUCGAUCCCACCUGACACGAACAUUGAGCGCGGCGCUCAAUCACCUCUCCUCCAAGAGUCGCCGACAACCAUCCGCUUUCAUGGAAAGCCUCGUGAGAAGUUGAAGUGUGGCCAACUCCUUCCGAGCUAUGCAAUAAUCAUGCGUGCUAAGAGACGGCAUCAGCGGGGUCACAAUUUGUGCAUGAGCUGGACCUAGAUUGGGUGCGGGAUACCGCAGGCUGUCACAAGCGGAUAACGACAUGGAGUCUGGGUUGAAGAAGCUAUGGACACGACGGAAGAGCAAGGGUCGCGACGGCAUGCUCGACUCGGGUGUCAACAGCCUCAGAAAAAGCCAGAGCACCGAUCAGGCCGGAUGGUCAGUCAAUGGAAGCCCACGCUCCAACCAUGCUCGAAGUACGUCAAACGGACAGAGUGGGCGUCUGCUAAGUCCUACAACAACGGCCAGCAGCUUCGUGAGACCUGGCUCAAACAACAGAAAACAGCCCAUGCUGGUUGGUGUCUCAAGACCGUCAACCUCUCCAUCACGGCCCGGCACGUCUGGCAGUGGCAGCCUCAUGACUGCUGUCAACCGCGCAGCCGCAGACGCUGUAGCCAAGGCAGAGCAAGAAUAUCAGCAAUCUGCAGAUCACUAUGCCAAAAACAACCGUCGGCAAAAGGCCCCUCGAUACAUUGACAUAUUUUCACUCUCUAAUGCCGACGGAACCAAUCCUAUGCCUGGAUAUAACGAGGACGUCGCUGAACGAAAUCUGGACUUGGCCAGAGUCGCACUCGGAGGCACGCACGAACACCUUGUGCCAUCGUCCAAGUAUGCCGAGGAGGUUGCUAUAAGAAAUGCAUACCCGCCUUUGGGGGAAAGCGGCAGCACGAAUACUUCUCUUUCUAGCCCUCGCCGUCGGUUCGAGGAUGGUGUACAAUCAUCGCUGUCACGAGACAUUCCUAGCAGAAUAAGCGACCAUCCAUCACUGUCGGUCAGAUCGGACAACCCAGAAAGGUCGAGGUAUCAGCCUACGCCGAAAUCAUUUGAUGUACAUUCAGCCCAAUCAAGCGAACGUCCGUGGCAACCACAACAACAGUUACACGAAUUACCCACCGAAGGCCACCCAUCUUCAGGAGUCCUCCUGACUCAUCACCUUCAUCACGUCAGGCCUUCGACAGAGGAUCUCCGAGAUGGAAUGGCCACCUCCAGUUCUCCGGGCAUUUACAGGCAUUCGGAUCAAAGCGAUGUCUUGCGUAGCUAUCAGCUCUCAGCAACGGAACUGGUCCAAGCAAAUUCGAAUGAUCGCCCUCAGUAUUCGCGGCCAGGGACUGCAAUGUCCGCUGCUGGUGCCCACGUAACACGUCGAGCUGAUUAUGCAUUCCGGUCGCCGACGAGUCUGAGCAACACAUCUUCGGUAAAGCGAGCCAUCAAUCUGCCUCGCCGCACCAUCAUGGAUUUGACCGGAACCGACUCUGAUGUCUUUUCUGAGAUGGCACCUGAAUCCGCCUAUACCUCAUCCCCCGUGGUGGAACAGGCCAAACUUAACACGAUGCAUAGGAUACCUGGAAUUCCGUCGGAAUAUCCAAUUCCCAAAUCGGAUGCAGCUGAGGUGAGGACAAACUCUGCACAGUCAGCAGCAGCAACAUCAUCAUCUUUGGCCGAGAUUGCGCCGUCUCAGGCACAUGAAGAACCUGUUUCAGAAUCGCCCGUGACACGAACACCGACACAACCCAUAAAAACAAGCGUAUUUUCUCCAGUCAGCACUGUCGCAUCGUUGCCACCUCGGGCGAGCGUCUUGAUACAAUCUACAGAUGAAUUUGAUGCUUCCGAGCGCACGAUGGUAGAGCCUUUCAUGCAAGAAAGCACUGCUCCAGCCGAGACAAACCGGCAACAGACCAAAGAUCAGCGCGAGUCGUCGGCAGACGACGAUCAUGUCAUGGUCGAGAAGAAGAGGGAUAUCGAAAAUGGACGCGAGUCAGUCGAAGGACCUGCCUCAACCGUAGAGUUGCCUGCAGUUGCGGACGUCAACGGCGAAAAGCACAAAGAAAAUAUCGACUCUAGACAGAACUCCCCGCACGCCGGUCUAUCAUCACAGCCGCAGGUCGAGGAACCUGUGCCGCCACAACAGUAUAUCCAUAUGAUUGCCGAGAAUGUCCGUUCCAUUGACGUUGUGGACUCAAGUCGAAGCUUCGGUGUUCACAGGCGGGACUUUGCAAGUCCUCCCACCAAACCCGCGCUCACGAGUGUACCCGAAGAUCACGAAUUGGGUGGUGACAGAAAAUCAAAGCAUGUCCGAUAUCUUCGGAACAGGUCUGCAAGUCAUGAUCCAAGCAGCGGCAGAACGUCGCUGAGAAGUUCUGAUUUACCAAGGAUUUCCAUCUACCAAUCGACAUUCAAUGAAGCCGAGUUUGCUCAAAAACAGGCGGACGCCCGCGCUGCUCUGAUUCGUCUUCAAGAGAGCCUGAAUGAGAAUUUCCUGACACAAUCUCCUAUUUCGCGGUCAUCCAGGCCCAAUGCACCGAAGCAUGCUUUUUCAUACAGUGAUGGCAAGCCAGUCGCUCCGUCCACUAUCUUCGCUCAGGUCAGAAACUCUCCGCCCGUUCCGGCAGGUCCAAAGUUCGCGGCUGACAUAUCGACCGAGGUGGAUAGAACUGAAACGCCGACAUCGUACCACAAUCUUACGACAGUGCCGGAGGCUGACAGGGAGAAACCGCCUCGUGGAGACAUGAAUGGUAUGCAGGAGCGUAAGAAGGGAAAGCAACGGAGCUAUCUGGAACUCAGUGGUCCUGGACCGUCGAUAGUCGAUGGAGAAGAUGACCUCGACAGCCCGCUACCACUGCCACCGCCUCUGCACAUCAACGGCCGUCGCUUCCAGCAGCAGCAACAGCAGCCGGUGCCUCCGAGUCCAGGCGAGGUUUCUCUGUCGAGUUUCCCUCUUCCCGUUUCGUCCCCGAGACAGUCUCAGUCGUCGAGAGGAAGGCCAAACUCGGCGGACCCGAUCAAAGGCAGUCCUGCGGCACAGCAUAUGUCUCAUCACUCGCACCAGAGCAGCGGCGGUGGAAGUCGUGUGCUGCGAAGACCGUCCAGUCAACGCAGUCAGGAAAGCAGUACGUCCGUGUUCAGUAUUCCGUACCAUAUGAUUCCGGAUCGGUCGAGCAGCAUUCGUGACAGACUAGUGAUGGAGGAAUCGGAAUGACGGGGAACGCGUGCCUCUUCUUCACAUUCUGGUAGGAUCCCCCGUGGAUCCCUAACUUGGUCGGGGUCCGGUCCGGCUUUUGUCUGGAUUUCGCGAGUGUGGGAGAAAGAAGUAGCAACAAAAAGUCCUGUGUUUAUGGGCCAUACGACGAUGUGAUGAAUGUUCGCUUUUAUUUUUGUACACACAGUAUAUCUGACCUGCCCUCACCUGCGGAGAUGGUGUCGUGUUUUCUCCGUACCAUACCAUUGGUCUAAGAGCAGUUCCCCCAGGUUAUUUGACGGCCGCCAAAGAGUUGGGACAUAGUUUUGUAUGGCUAGUGAUAAUCAUCCCAGGUUGGCACUUAUUGAUUUGUUUGAGAGUUCGAGAUACCAUAUGUCAUAUAGCGUAUACCAUAUACCAUAUACCAUAUACUCUACUGAGUAUAUACGGAUUUUA
Exophiala xenobiotica is the source of this 3727-nucleotide messenger RNA. RefSeq lists its product as uncharacterized. The record is from RefSeq and is a predicted model, not a curated record. The transcript has a single exon. NCBI's taxonomy places the organism in Eukaryota, Fungi, Ascomycota, Eurotiomycetes, Chaetothyriales, Herpotrichiellaceae. Bases 359 to 3292 code for a protein of 977 amino acids.